Molecule: messenger RNA, 1494 nt
Organism: Solanum stenotomum
Lineage: Eukaryota; Viridiplantae; Streptophyta; Magnoliopsida; Solanales; Solanaceae
Exons: 9
Coding region: 123-932 (269 amino acids)
Biological process (GO): methylation
Molecular function (GO): RNA binding; methyltransferase activity
Source: RefSeq, a predicted model, not a curated record
UGGACUUGUGCUAUCCAGUGAGCCGCUAAACCCAAUAAAAAAAAAAAAAGAGAAAAGCUAGUCAUUGCAAAAUCCCCUAAUCUUCUCCUGUUCUUUGGUCGGCAAUUGUAGAAGUCAGAGAAAUGGCGCUGAAGCUACCAAUAUCUCGCUGUUACAGUUUCAGCAAUAGCUUCUUUUUCUCCUGCAAAUUACCAUACACUAGUCCAAAGCUCUCUGCGACAUCGUUGAAGUUCAAAAUCAGCAAUUAUCUUUCUGUAAGAGCCUUUGCUUCCGUGACUGAAGAGAAGGGUCAACCAAAGAAAAAGAAAAGGAGACUGGAUGAAUUGUGUUUGGAGAGGUUUCAGCAAUACAGCCGGACAUUUAUACAGUCAUGGAUCCUUCAAGGCAAAGUGUUUGUAGAUGGAAAAGUUGUUACCAAAGCAGGGACUCAAAUCCCUGAUAAAGCUGUUGUGGAGAUCAUGGCCGAAAUUCCAAAAUACGUAUGCAGAGGAGGACAUAAACUGGAGGCUGCAAUUGAAAACCUGGGGAUUGAUGUCACAGGAAAAGUAGCUCUUGAUUCAGGAUUGUCUACUGGAGGAUUUACUGAUUGUUUGCUUCAGUAUGGAGCUUCAUUUGUCUAUGGAGUUGAUGUAGGAUAUGGACAGGUGGCAGAUAAAAUUCGUCGAGAUGAGCGUGUAAGCGUUAUCGAGCGUACAAACUUGAGAUACCUUUCUGAACUCCCACAAAAGGUUGACUUAGUAACUUUGGACCUCUCCUUUAUUUCGAUACUUCUGGUGAUGCCUGCAGUUGUCAAUUUGAUGAAGGAGGAAGCUACUUUAGUGACUCUGAUUAAACCUCAGUUUGAGGCUCGGAGAUCCCAAACUUUUAUAAACAUGUUAGGUUGGAGGAGGUGGAAUUGUAAGGGAUCCCUUGGUCCAUCAAGAGGUGAUUGAGAGGAUCAUAAAUGGGGUACAAAACCAUGGAUUUCAAUGCGAAGGUUGGGUUGAAUCUCCUUUGAAGGGAGCUGAAGGAAAUAAAGAAUUUCUAGCUUGCUUCAAUCGAACAGUCAUCAGUGAGGGAGUUGAGAACAGCAAGUCUAGCUAACAUUUGGAAUCAACCAUGUAUGAACAGUCAUCAGUAAGAGAAGUUGAGAAACAGUAAGCCUAUGUAACAUUUGGGAUAAAACAUGUAUUGUACGGACAUGCUGGAUAACUCCCAAAAGUAUUAAAGAGCACAACUUCUAGAGGUGCUUGGAGUCCAAUCAGUGACGUGGAUUCAUAAUUUUGAAGUUGGAUGGCUAGAUAGUUUAUGAUGGAGGGCCUUUUGAGUGUAGUCCGUUCUUAUCUGACUAUAAACAAUGAACAUGAUGCAGUUUUAGCAAUGACCAGCAUGACUACACUUGCAGAGACAAUCGGUUAAAACCAAAUAUUCAUUUGCUGUUCUCCUGAAUUGCGCAGUUUUGAGUCUACUAAACUCUUGGUCUAGGUGAAAGGUACGAGGACAGAGUAGGAUGGG